AUGCCUUCCUACGAUAUCCCCACUGAGCAAUGGGCGCAGGUCCUUGAGAAGACCGGUGGCCCCGUCGUCUACAAGAAGAUCCCCGUCCCCAAGCCUGGCCCCGAUGAGGUCCUCAUCAACGUCAAGUACUCUGGCGUCUGCCACACGGAUCUGCACGCCGUGAUGGGCGACUGGCCCCUGGCCACCAAGAUCCCGCUGGUCGGCGGCCACGAGGGCGCCGGCGUCGUCGUCGCCCGCGGCGAGCUCGUCUCGGACAUUGAGAUCGGCGACCACGCCGGCAUCAAGUGGCUGCACGGCUCCUGCCUGUCGUGCAGCUACUGCCAGAACGCCGACGAGCCCCUCUGCGCCAAGGCCCUCAUGUCGGGCUACACCGUCGACGGCUCCUUCCAGCAGUACGCCACCGCCAAGGCCGCCCACGUCGCCCGCAUCCCCAAGCACGUCUCCCUCGAGGCCGUCGCCCCCGUGCUGUGCGCCGGCAUCACCGUCUACAAGGGCCUGAAGGAGUCCGGCGCCCGCCCGGGCCAGUACGUCGCCAUCGUCGGCGCCGGCGGCGGCCUCGGCAACAUGGCCAUCCAGUACGCCAAGGCCAUGGGCCUGCACCCCAUCGCCAUCGACGCCGGCGACGACAAGGCCAAGAGCUGCAAGGAGCUCGGCGCCAGCGCCUUCAUCGACUUCUCCAAGACCAAGGACAUCGUCGCCGACGUCAAGGCCGCCACCCCCGACGGCCUGGGCCCCCACGCCGUCAUCCUGCUCGCCGUCUCGGAGAAGCCCUUCCAGCAGGCCACCGAGUACGUCCGCUCCAGGGGCGUCGUCGUCUGCAUCGGCCUGCCCGCCAACGCCUUCCUCAAGGCCCCCGUCUUCGACACCGUCAUCCGCAUGAUCCAGAUCAAGGGCUCCUACGUCGGCAACCGCGCCGACACCGCCGAGGCCCUCGACUUCUUCGAGCAGGGCCUCAUCAAGUGCCCGUACAAGACCGUCGGUCUGAGCGAGCUCCAGAACAUCUACGACAUGAUGCACGACAUGAAGGUUGUCGGCCGCUACGUCGUUGACACCAGCCGAUAA
Molecule: messenger RNA, 1062 nt
Organism: Thyridium curvatum
Lineage: Eukaryota; Fungi; Ascomycota; Sordariomycetes; Thyridiales; Thyridiaceae
Exons: 2
Coding region: 1-1062 (353 amino acids)
Molecular function (GO): oxidoreductase activity; zinc ion binding
Source: RefSeq, a predicted model, not a curated record